CUGACGAGAAGCCUCGAGUCUUCACAAGCAAAACGAGCUGAUUAUCAUCUUGGAUGUACCUUCAUUAAUUGUACCUGCUAGCAAGCUAUUGCAUAUCCAGCUUUUCUUUCUACUCGAAAGUCCCCGAACGGUUGGCUAUAAUACAUAGGCAGGGAACUGUUACCAAAGUCUAUACCUCUUGAACAACACAAGCUUCAGAUCAUGGCGCCCCCAAAAGGGCCGCUGCGGAGAUACUAUACCCCCUAUGAGGUUGCAAUGCACAACACGCCAAGCGACUGCUGGGUGUCCUUUUUAGGAGGCGUAUACAACAUAUCGGACCUAAUAAAGGAGUAUCCGGGACCCCUAGCCGCUCCCCUCAUAGCGGCUGCAGGGCAGGACAUCACCCACUGGUUCGACCCCGAAACCCGCGACCCCCGGCGCCACGUGUGCCCCGUUACCCAGAUGGAGCGGUACUACACACCCAUGGGUCGCUUCAUCCAUGUGCCGCCCCCCGAGCCGCUGUCCAAUUGGGACACCAGCUUCGGAGCACCCUGGUGGCGGAAUGCAAGGAGGUACCAGAUCGGCCUGCUGUCGGGUCGCACGCGGGUGGUCCGCAUCCGCAAUGUGCUGACCGACCAGGAGGACCAGAUAGAGGUGCCGUGCGAGGAGACGAUGGCGGAGAUACGUGAGCGCUACAUGGAGCUCAACGCGCACGCCAAGAGCUACACCUGGAAGGCGCUGGUGCCGGACAAGAACCUGGGGGGGCACACGUUCCAGGAGCUGGACAUGAACCGCACGCUGGCUGACAACGGUGUCCCCGACGAGGGCCCGACCUUCGAGGACCACCACGUGCCCUCCGACUAUUACGUGCCAGUGCUGCAUGUGUAUUGGAACGAUGAC
This is a messenger RNA of Astrephomene gubernaculifera, 879 nucleotides long. NCBI's taxonomy places the organism in Eukaryota, Viridiplantae, Chlorophyta, Chlorophyceae, Chlamydomonadales, Astrephomenaceae. The record is from the annotation of a GenBank genome assembly.